AUGUGGCCGAGGCGAGACAUUCUUCACAAUGGAUCUCACAGUCUCGAGGCCUCUCCUACCGACCCGAACGACCGAAACGGGCCCAAUGAAGACGGCCAACAACCCGAGAGUCCAAAGGAAGGACAGCUCGCCAACUCACCAUCAACCCGCGUUCAUCUAUCCACAGCCAUCCCGAAGUUGAAGAUGCCGGCCCGCGGGGAGGACGAAGUCGAAGAAGUCAAAUACGCACUCGGAGUCGUCGACGAGGGCCCUUACGUCGUCUGCGAAAAGAUCGGCAACUGCUCCGGCCAUUACGUGGUGCGCGAGGGAUAUCGCAAACGCCAAACACCGAAUACGGGUGCCGAUUACUGGCGUGUCGAUGACCACGACUUGGCGUUCAUCACGUUCGUGGGCCUCGGUGACGGGCAGAAGCGCGCGCUGGAGCGUUUGGGCAGGGCGGAGGCUGCGUUGUCUGACGAGGCUUGUUUUGCCCAUGUCCUCCGCUACAAAGAUUAUCUCGGCAGCGAAAACCACAGCGAUGCCGCCAACCACAACAAGGCCCGCACCGCCCACGCCGACUUGUUCAACUCCCUGGUCACGGAGCACACCGACUGGAAGGGAAUCGACCCCCGCGCCGCCGCCAUGUCGGACAGGGAGAUCCUCGACGUCGCGUGGGACAUGCUCCAGGCGCUGGCGUAUCUCCACGGACGGGGCGUCGUCCACGGCAGCGUCGAGCCGCGACACAUCCUCCACCUCCGGGGGGGCUGUCCUCCCGGCCCGGAGCGGAGGGAGACCUACAAGCUCAUCGGUCACGGGCUCGUGCCGCACGUGUUGAGGGACUGGUCGUUUCCGGAGCCGCUGUACGUCGCGCCCGAGUUCCACCGGCGCAGGGAGGGCGGUAACAGGGGCAGGGGGGAGUACAAGCCGACGAUGGCGAGCGACGUGUGGAUGUUGGGGUUGGUCCUGUUCGAGUUACACGAGUUCGGCCGCGGGGACCGGCUGCAGAGGUCCAGGUCUGGAGUGUUGAAGGGGCACGAUGCGGCGAGCAGGCUUGGAGGGUUGAAGAGGUCGAGACGGUGUGACGCUGGCCACAGUUCUCGCUUCCACAAGGUCCUGGAGGACCUGUUGGAGAGGAUGUUGCAGAACGGUCCGGGGAGCAGGUACACCGCGAUGAACGCCUUGUUGUGGCUCGCCGAGGAGAGGAUAAUGCUUUACGAGGCUGGCGAUGUCAGGGAUCAGGUGCAGCCGGUGAAGGACGCGAUUAAGAGGGCCAAGUAUGAGAUGAGGAUGCGGACGGUCCGCGGACGGGCUUGGGUUGGUUUGAAGAGCUUUGUCGUUUCUCUGUUUUUGGUACAAAUGGUCGCGUUGGGAAUGGGGGUUUUCUAA
Messenger RNA from Colletotrichum karsti, 1365 nucleotides. RefSeq lists its product as uncharacterized. Gene Ontology annotation, molecular function: calcium-dependent protein serine/threonine kinase activity; calmodulin binding; calcium/calmodulin-dependent protein kinase activity. The transcript is spliced from 3 exons. Lineage: Eukaryota; Fungi; Ascomycota; Sordariomycetes; Glomerellales; Glomerellaceae. The record is from RefSeq and is a predicted model, not a curated record. Gene Ontology annotation, biological process: intracellular signal transduction; peptidyl-serine phosphorylation; protein autophosphorylation. Gene Ontology annotation, cellular component: cytoplasm; nucleus. Bases 1 to 1365 code for a protein of 454 amino acids.